Messenger RNA from Orbilia oligospora ATCC 24927, 3240 nucleotides. RefSeq lists its product as uncharacterized. Gene Ontology annotation, molecular function: AMP deaminase activity. The transcript is spliced from 5 exons. Gene Ontology annotation, cellular component: cytosol. Gene Ontology annotation, biological process: AMP metabolic process; IMP salvage. The coding region runs from base 1 to 3240 and encodes 1079 amino acids. NCBI's taxonomy places the organism in Eukaryota, Fungi, Ascomycota, Orbiliomycetes, Orbiliales, Orbiliaceae. The record is from RefSeq and is a predicted model, not a curated record.
AUGACUGGUGCUGGCAUAACUUCCUUCUCCCCAGCUGGUUCCGCAAACUCGUCUCCGUCGCAUCUCCCAACGCAUGUAACCAACCACCCAGACUCAGACGACGAAUACUCCCACCUAGGUCACUCUCUCACCUCACACGACAGCAAAAGCGGCUUGACCCUUGCCGGUCUUAAGUCCCAAAUUUUCAAUGUUGACCGUCCAAAUAAUACUAAUACCGGUCACCCCUCUGACGACCAGCGCGAUGAUGAAUCCCCAGAGCGAGGUUCGGACGAGGAAGAAGCGAAACAUCAACAGCAAAACGCAUUCUAUGACUAUCAAGAAGAUAAGGCCUUGAAGCAAACGGAUGCGAAGCUUUUCUAUAGCCAAUUAUCUCGUGUUAAUACCAUGACUGGUCAAUUGGUCGAUGCUGGCGUGUCGCAACAAGGGUCUGUGGCAGCUUCGCCAGCGAUAGCACCUAAAUCCGCACAACCUUUCAGUGGAUUCUCCCCGUUGGACUAUUCGGCGCGUUUGCAAGCUAGUAGGGGUGGAAGUAAAGCGGGGAGCGUGAAGAGCUACGGUGCGCAGGCACAGAAAGCCAUGCCUUUAGGGUAUGGGUCGUUUGAAAAACCACUAGGAGAAGCAGAAGUUCAGGCGCCGAACAUGACAGGUUUCAAUGCGAUAAAUGACGGCCCUGCAGCAGCUAAUCAAGCUAUCGGUGGAGGUUAUGCAGCCCAGGAUGCUGGUAUCACGGCCGAGCUUCAGACUAUCUAUACGAAUGUGCAGAAGAUUCUCGAUCUCCGACACAAGUAUAUUCGACUGUCCCUUCAGGGUCCGACUGACAACCCGAAGGAUGACGCUGCUUGGAAGAUUUAUCCACCGCCCCCGCCCCCUGUUUGGGUUCCAGAGGGCUCGCAGGUGCUGCCUCCACGGGAUGAUCCAAUGUAUGGCACGGCGAAUAUUGAUGGCUCUGCCGAAUUGAAUCGCUCGGGUGGUAAAACCAGAAAACCGGGUCAAGAUAUUGGUAGCGACUUCGUGUUCGAGGAAUGCGAGAUUCCAGGGGAGGACGAAAUGGAGUUCCGGCUAGACGAUACCGGUGUCUACCAGGUUUACGAAAACCGCAAGGCGAUUGAUGCCGAGCUCCCUAUCGUCGCCAUCCCGACGAUUCGAGAGUACUACAUGGAUCUUGAAGAAGUUCUCAACAUCAGUUCCGACGGUCCCAGCAAGUCUUUCGCUUUCAGGCGACUUAGUUAUCUAGAAGGGAAAUGGAACUUGUACUUCCUGCUCAACGAGUACCAAGAGAUGGCAGACUCGAAGCGGGUGCCCCACAGAGACUUCUACAAUGUCAGAAAAGUCGAUACUCACGUUCACCAUUCCGCUUGUAUGAACCAAAAGCAUUUGCUCCGAUUCAUCAAGAGCAAGAUGAAGAAGUGUCCUGAUGAGGUCGUCAUAUUCCGUGAUGGGAAGCACUUGACGCUCCGGGAGGUGUUUGAAAGUAUCAAUCUCACAGCGUACGAUCUUAGUAUCGAUACAUUGGAUAUGCAUGCCCAUACCGACAGUUUCCACCGAUUCGACAAGUUCAAUUUGAAGUAUAAUCCUAUCGGGGAGUCCCGUCUACGUACCAUCUUCUUGAAGACGGAUAAUUACUCCAAGGGUAAAUUUUUGGCCGAAAUUACUCGCGAGGUGAUUUCCGAUCUUGAAGCUUCCAAAUACCAGAUGACAGAGUACAGAAUCUCAAUAUAUGGUCGCUCAGAGGACGAAUGGGAUAAGCUCGCUGCUUGGGUUGUUGAUAACAAGCUGUUCUCACACAACGUCCGCUGGUUAAUCCAAAUCCCUCGAUUAUAUAACAUCUACAAGGCCGAAAACCUUGUCCAAACUUUUGAAGAAGUAGUGAGGAAUCUCUUCAAGCCGCUCUUCGAGGUCACAAAGAAUCCUGCAUCUCAUCCCAAACUUCACGUUUUCCUUCAGAGAGUUGUUGGUAUCGACAGUGUCGACGAUGAGAGUAAACCUGAGCGUAGACUGUACCGCAAGUUCCCAUUCCCGAAGGUUUGGAACACCGGCCAAAAUCCUCCAUACAGCUAUUGGAUCUAUUACCUCUUCGCCAACCUUGCAUCCUUGAAUAUGUGGAGAAAACAGAGAGGAUUCAAUACUUUUGUUCUUCGACCACACUGCGGAGAAGCUGGUGAUACUGACCAUCUGGCCGCAGCUGUUCUAGUUUGCCAUUCCAUUUCCCAUGGCAUCCUGCUCCGCAAGGUCCCACUGCUGCAGUACAUCUUCUAUCUUGAACAAAUUGGUAUUGCAAUGAGUCCACUCUCCAAUAAUGCCUUGUUCCUCGCCUACGACAAGAAUCCAUUCUUACAGUACUUCAAACGUGGUCUUAACGUCUCAUUGAGUACUGACGACCCCUUGCAGUUCGCAUUCACCAAAGAACCAUUGAUCGAAGAAUACUCUGUCGCUGCACAGAUCUACAAAUUAUCUGCAGUUGACAUGUGCGAACUUGCUAGGAACAGUGUCUUACAGAGUGGAUUCGAAGCAGGUUUGAAGCAAAGAUGGCUGGGUAAUGGGUGGUACAAGCGUGGAGUCUCUGGAAAUGAUAUGGAGAAGACGAACGUUCCAAAUAUUCGUAUCCAGUUCAGAGAUGAGACUUUGAUGCAGGAGUUGGAGAUGAUCGAUAAAUAUACCUCCUCUCCAAAUGCACAAAAACCAACCGCGCAGAAGCUCAGUGCGCCACAACAUCAGCAAGUUGGUGAAGCACCAACGUCGCAAGCGAAUAGAUUGGACUACCUAAAGAGUCAAGAAAGUCAAGCUGGUGGGCUGCAGGUUUCCAGACCGCAAAGUCCUACAACUUCGAUGUAUACCAAUCCGACCGCCUCUAUCGCCAUGACCCCUAGCAUUCAUAGUUACCAAGUUCCACCGACGACUCCAAAGAUGAUGUUAGCGUCCGGCAAUAAUGAAGAAAUACUUACACCAACGGAUCGGAUUAAUAGCUUUAGUCUUAACCGCACACGGAGUAAGAAUGAAGGUAAAAGCCCGAAUAGUGGCGAGUCUAGAUUGAUGAGGGACUCAAGUUUAGACAAUCUCGUUAAGGCGACGGGUGAGAUGGGAAUUAGUGCGGGAGAGCCGAGAGUUUGGCCGGGGAUGAUUAGUCGGCAAAGGGCUACUACUGUUCCUCUUGUUGAAGGGGAAGAGAGCAGCAAGGAUGGAGCAGCGGAGGAGGAAGGGGUUAAGGGAACGGGUCUGCUGGAAAGGAUGAAGAGCACCUAA